AAAAGUGUGGAAAAAAACGCCACAUCCCAAGUGAAGGAAGCUGUCCAGCGAGAAAUGGAGAAAAACAAAGUGGCUGAAGAGGAGAUUAAACAGCUUAAGCAACAACUCUCCAAUUUACAACAGAUGAAGGAGCAACAACAAAAGGAGAUUCAGGAUCUGGAGGAUCAGCUUAUGAAACAUAAACCUCUGGAGCGCUCCAAGGGAGGUCUUCUCCUCGGGCCUUCUAUGGUCCUUCUCUCACUUCUCCUUGCUGGCCUCCUCCUCUAGUCCGUUUGGACAUUGCCAAGUUUGGGUGGUGCACAAGUGUCAAGUCUCACCCUACUUCUUCUGCAUAACCACACUCCUCCUUCUGCAUGUGGAUUUGGGAGACUUCUGAGCUGCACCUCGUUAGGACAGGAACCUGAUUCUGAUGCCAGAUUUGGACAUCUAUCUACUGUGAUAACUUUUGACAUUUUUGGCCACAGCAGUGGAUUUGCUAGAGCUUGUAUUACAUUGCAUUGUUACACAGAGCUUGGCAAAUAAAGAUCAUUUUUGAUUAUAUUAAUAAUAACCUA
Molecule: messenger RNA, 554 nt
Organism: Thamnophis sirtalis
Lineage: Eukaryota; Metazoa; Chordata; Lepidosauria; Squamata; Natricidae
Source: RefSeq, a predicted model, not a curated record